CUGUGUGGUCCAUACUUUUAAUUAAACUUAAACCAAUUGUCCUUUCUGCUGUGACCAACAAUGUGCUUCUUCUUUUUUUGGCAACCCUUCUAAGUUACCAUCAUGCCUCUUAUUUCUUUCUCUCUCUCUCUCCGUUUUCCAAAACUUUUUUUGCACGCUGGAAGUAACUCUUCCCUCUCUUAGCAUUUAUUUUUCAAAUCUAUUGCUUCCAAGAGCAGAAAAAAUGAAUGCUCUGAGCUUCCUCUGCAUGUACCGAUCCGACCCAUUAUUCAUAAAUGACAUUUUGGUCAUAAAGCCUCAGAAGAAAACUCCACUCUUGUUAAGGAUGUCGGUGUUGGUGUUUUCAAUGGUGUGUGGUGUUUUCAUCUGUUCCGUGUGUCUAAAGCAGAUAAGUACUCAUGCCAGGACUAUGCUUUUGGAGUUGCAAGAUAUUGAGAAGCACUCUCAGAGUAGUUUGAACCUAAAUGACGUUCAUUUGUUGCAUUACCCCAAGCCUGUGUCUUUCAACAGGAGUGAGUGUGCUGGUAAUCCUGUACGGUUCUUUGCCAUAUUGUCAAAUCAGAGAUCAGGCAGUGGGUGGUUUGAGACCCUUUUGAAUAGCCAUAUUAAUGUGAGCUCCAAUGGGGAGAUUUUUUCAGUUAGAGAAAGAAGAGUAAAUGUUUCUACCAUUGUGCAGACUUUGGAUAAAGUUUACAACCUGGAUUGGCUCACUAGUGCUUCCAAGAAUGAGUGCACAGCUGCCAUUGGAUUCAAGUGGAUGCUUAAUCAGGGGUUAAUGGAACACCCUAAAGAAGUAGCAUAUUACUUCAAUCAAAGAGGUGUUUCUGUCAUAUUUCUCUUCCGAAGAAACUUAUUACGCAGAAUGGUAUCAAUGCUUGCCAACUCCUAUGACCGUUAUGCCAAGCUAUUGAGUGGAAUUCAUAAGUCUCAUGUUCAUUCUACAGAAGAGGCUGAAACACUUUCAAAAUACAAGCCUACCAUUAAUUCUACAUCAUUGCUGGCUGAUUUGAAGGAUAUGGAGAUGAGAACAGCAAAGGCAUUGGAAUACUUCAACACCACUCGGCAUAUGAUCCUGUACUAUGAGGAUCUAAUAAGAAAUCGUACUAAGCUAAAAGAUGUGCAAGAGUUUCUAGGAUUGCCACAGAUGGAAUUAUCGAGCCGUCAGGUUAAGAUACACAGAGGAACGUUGUCAAGUCACAUUAAAAAUUGGGAUGAUGUGAACAGGACGCUAAAAGGAACUGCUUAUGAGAAAUUCCUUCAUUCUGAUUAUUCAUCUUAACCUCUAACUCCUGGAAGGUGUAAAUAUCAACACUGAUUUUGUCCCAGGAAACAGUAUAAAGUUUUGGUGCUGGUUGUGGCAAGAACUCUCUUUCCACAUUCUGAUGUUUCUUUUCACUGCCUCCAAAUCAACACUCCAUUGAUGAGAUGUAUGUUCCUUUUUGAUCUUUUAUUUUUGUGCAUUCUUGAAUGUGUUUGUAUAUGCCUAGGCAAUUUAUUAUUAAAGCUGAGCAUUAGUUUUCUUCAAAUGAAUUUUCUAUCUUUUAUUCGUUUUUUGCCUUUUCAGUUAUUUUAUGAAAUUGAACUCUAUAUAUGA
Cajanus cajan (pigeon pea) is the source of this 1594-nucleotide messenger RNA. Its product is annotated as P-loop containing nucleoside triphosphate hydrolases superfamily protein. NCBI's taxonomy places the organism in Eukaryota, Viridiplantae, Streptophyta, Magnoliopsida, Fabales, Fabaceae. Gene Ontology annotation, molecular function: sulfotransferase activity. The record is from RefSeq and is a predicted model, not a curated record.